AUGGAUGAAAGAGAAGCUAUGGCAUUCUCUGAUGGGCCUGGUUCAUAUUACAUGCAUAGAGGAGGAGGGGUUGGUGGGUCUGGUGGUAAUGGAGGAGUGUUCCAACAAACACCUUCUGGGUUUAGAGCUUUGUCUAGUAAUGCUCAUGAUGGUUCUGAUGGUUCUACGUUUUCAGUGGAGCCUCAGCAUGAUAGUUUUAGUCAUGGUGGUGUUAGCAACAGCAUAGGUUCAUCUCCUGGUGCUGUAGUGCCUUAUUCAGGAGAGCAGUCUGUGAAAAAGAAAAGAGGGAGACCUAGGAAGUAUGGUCCUGAAGUACCUGUUUCUUUGAGGCUAUCCUCUCCUAUCUCUGCCACUGACAAUUCCAUGUCUCCUUCGGAGAAACGGCCAAGAGGACGUCCACCCGGAAGUGGAAGGAAACAACAGCUAGCUGCUCUAGGUGAAUGGAUGAACAACUCUGCCGGCCAGGCUUUUUCACCACAUGUUAUCACCAUUGGAGUUCAGGAGGAUAUUGUAGCAAAGUUACUGGCAUUUUCACAACUCAGACAACGUGCUUUAUGCAUCAUGUCGGGAACCGGGACUGUAUCUUCAGUCACUCUGCGCCAGCCUGCUUCUACAAGUAUCAGUGUUGCAUUUGAGGGGCGAUUCCAAAUAUUAUGCUUAUCUGGUUCUUACUUGGUUGCUGAAGAUGGUGGACCUCAAAACAGAACUGGUGGCAUUAGUGUUUCCCUUUCUAGUCCGGACGGUCAUGUUAUCGGAGGUGGUGUUGCGAGGCUUAUUGCUGCAAGCCCUGUCCAGGUGGUAGUUUGCAGUUUCGUAUAUGGCGGCUCCAAGGCAAAGACAACAAAGCAAGGGACCGCCACAAAAGAAGGGGAUGGUUCUGAGCCUCAGAGUAGUGACCAGUUAGCUUCUCCAGGAAGUGAACCAUCUAAUCAAAACUACACAGCUUCUGGAACAGGAACAGGCACAAUUUGGCUUGGAUCAAGGGCAGUAGAUGUGAAAAGUGAACAUCCACACACUGGUAUUGACUUGAUGCAUGGGUGA
This is a messenger RNA of Lathyrus sativus (Indian pea), 1041 nucleotides long. The record is from the annotation of a GenBank genome assembly. NCBI's taxonomy places the organism in Eukaryota, Viridiplantae, Streptophyta, Magnoliopsida, Fabales, Fabaceae.